ACCAUAGUUGACAGGGUUCUAUACGGAUCCUGUGGUCCAUAGACCGAGUCAGUAGGUCUUGUCAGUUAGGGGGAGAGUCGAAGUGGUGAGGAGUGGAACCGCCGUUGGGUUGUGCAUCUUUCACCAUGGUUGACACGCGUAGUGGCACGAGUACCACCCCCUAUAUGCCCGAACAGGAAGCCAAGGCCGCCGCCGCCCUGAAGGAGAGAAGAGAAAGGAAGGAGGCCAAGAAGAAGGCCUUGUUAGAAGAGCAGGCAGCCAAGCUGAAAAAGAUCGAGGAGGAGAUGGCUAGAGGGAAAGAGAGGCUAAAGAGAGAAGAGGAAGCGAACCCCAAGGCGGUAGAAGAAGACGAAGAGGAGGAAGAACAGCCACUGGAAAGGCAAAGGGCAGGAGGAAGAGGUGAGUCCAGUGGCACAAAAGAAGAUUUAAUGGAAAAGAAGAUUACAGAGUGGGUUGCUGGAUUAUCCAUGGGAGAAGUUGAGGAGGCCUUAAUGUAUGUGCCCAGGGAAGAACAGGAGGUGGCCGUGAAAGAGUGGGAUGCUGAAGAAGAUCCACUCAAGCGGCAGGUGUUGGAAGAUGAGAAAAGGAUGGAGUGGAAGUUUCGUUUGACAAGGGAAAGGAAAAGAAGGAUGGAGGCGGCGAACCAAGCGGCGAAAGAGUUGGAGGAGAUAAAGAAACAAAGAGACCAAAUGGUGACGCAGGUGGAUUUACUAGGGAAGAUGGAAAUUAUGGCGAGAAACAUAGAGCGCCUGGCACAAGUCCAGGAAGAACAAUUUUUAUUUGGUAGAAGUCAAGACAUUGUCGUGCGUUCUAUACGAUUAGGACUCAUGGACUUUGCACGGGAAUUGGCGACUCAGGUGGGUUCCGAAGUGAGGGCCCGCCUAGAAGGCACAGAGCGAUACUGCACAGGCGCCAUAGAAGGCGCCAAACUGACCGCUCCCAAAUCGGAGGAAGCACGUCCCCGUAGGGAGCCUGUCAAAAGUCAAAUUUCCCGAUUCCUACAGUGGGAAGGAGGAAAACUUUGACAAUUGGGAGGCCAAUGUUAAGACCUACGUGCAUCUGCAAAAGGUCUCCCCAGA
Molecule: messenger RNA, 1079 nt
Organism: Chara braunii
Lineage: Eukaryota; Viridiplantae; Streptophyta; Charophyceae; Charales; Characeae
Source: the annotation of a GenBank genome assembly